This is a messenger RNA of Caenorhabditis angaria, 2310 nucleotides long. The record is from the annotation of a GenBank genome assembly. NCBI's taxonomy places the organism in Eukaryota, Metazoa, Nematoda, Chromadorea, Rhabditida, Rhabditidae.
AUGAUGAGUGUCUCCGUCAACACAUCUACAGUUCCACAAGAAAACAAUCUCGUAUCGGUGAUGGAAGUCUUAAAUAAGCAGAUGUUCGAGCCAAUCACUCGAGCACUUCAAAAUAAGGCUUCAUCGGCACAAUUAUCAGAUGAUACGAUGUCAGAGUUUCAAAGCACAUUAAGUUCAAUGACAAACGCAUUGUUGUGCAAAUUUGAAACAUCAUUCAAUAAUUCAUCACCAAAUCGAAGCGAAGUUGAAAGAGAAACACCGGACAAAAUCACUUCACUCAAAUCAGAAGCCAGCGUUUCGCCAUCUGAAGUUGACACAAAUACAGUAGCAGCAGCAACAGCACAUAACAAUGCAUCGACAGCAGCCGCAGUUAAAGAGGUGGGGUUUGCUAUUCAUAUCAUAAUGUGUUGUAUAUAUACAUUUGAUUCGUUUUUCAUCGAGAGUUCCCACGAAUUUUUCGGCGUUUUAUUUCCCCCUUUUUCUUUCAUGCAUAUGGUUUUUUUCCUUCCCAUAUUGAGUCAAUAAUAGAAAACGACGAAACUUGUAUUUCAGAUGCUUCCACGUCGUAAAAACAAGCGAAGCCUUGAAGAUAUGGUCCAGAAAUUGUCUGGUGAAAAACAAUUGGAAGCUGAAUUAAACGCGGCAAAACGUACACCACCACUUCCAACUACAAAUAUGAUUUUCCCAGCAUCAGUAUUGACACCAAUGACAAGAUUAAUGAAUCCAGCAAUUGCACCAAUGGUACCACAUAUGUAUUUGAACAAUUUGUUGCAUUCGCCAUUCACCAACUAUUUGGCAAAUCUGUAAGUUUGCUCUCCCUCUUUCCUCUGUUUUAUUUUUUUUGAUUAUAUUGCCCCUUUUGUGAAAUGAAAAUGAAACAAAAGGGUAUCUGCAGUAGGAACAUGAAUCAUCCAUAUCAAUAUAUAUAAAUAUAUUGUUUUAGUUUUUCACCCCAGUAUACUGUAGACUGUUUCUUUGUUUGACCAGUACAUACAGUAUGUACAAAACUUUUUUGUUAUCUGAUUGAGGUAAAAUAAGCUCAUCGACUAGAUUUUGAUCUAAUCUCGAUUUUUCGAUUAAUUAAUUGAGUGAAGUAAUUGACACAUCUCUCUAGGUGAUGGAUUGUUAUAGGACAAGCUAGUAGAAAAUGAAAAAUGGUAGUAGGUAGGGCAGCCCAAAAAAGACCUUGAAACCAAAUUGAAAUAUUAAAUUUACAACUCCGUCAUAAAACGGCUCACUUGUUGUUUUGCCUAAUUCGAAGUGAAAUGUCGGCAAAUUAUGUUUAUCUCAAAUGUAAAUCUACCGUUUUCCCUUUUUUUUGCUUGGCCCUUUUUUACUCCAUAAUUUUUCCUCCUGGGUCAGAAAUUAUAAGUAGGUAGAAGAAAAGUAAAACAUCUGUUUAUUUAUUGUCGAAAUGAAUUGUUUAUCGGAAACAAUUGAUAAGGGUCGGGUCGGAUUGAGGGCGCGCACUGGGGGUUACUGUAGAACGGAGACUAUUGAAAAUAAAAGCGAAUGAUUGAUGAGUGAUUGUUUUAUUUUUUCAGCGGAUUGCACCAAUUUCCGACACCAGACUUCAAAAAGACUGAAUUGAGCAGCAGUGAAGAUGGAAGACAAACACCAGAAGAGGAUAUUAAAAUCGAUGUUGAUUCGGAUGAUUUAGAAGCUUCACCUUCGCCAUCAAGUGGAAAUGGUGAUAUUGCAUAUGAUGCAGCUGAAAAUAUCAGAGAUACAACAAGUGAUAUUGGAGCAAUUGAAAAUGAUGCUGAAAAACCAUUUGCUUGUGAACACAGCAAUUGUUAUAAACGAUUUGCCAACAAAUUUCUUCUCAAAAAGCAUCGCUUUAUUCACACUGGCCUCCGACCACAUCAAUGUCCAUUUUGUAGUAAAAAGUAAGUUUCUUUUUUUUGUGGUUUUUUUUUGAGGAAGGAAGAUGUCCUUGAGACGGACGAGGUAAAUGAUAAAAUGGAAUGUUAUCAAUUUGUUUGCAGGUUCAACCGAAAGGACAAUUUGCUUCGACACAAGAAGACACACACUCAAAAUGGCGCAACACCAACUAUUGUUAAUCCAGUGACAAAUGUUUCAUUUGAAAGUGCCACCCCAAAAGCAAAAGCUGCAAAACAAUCUGCAAAAGUUGCAAACAGAGAAACUGCGCCAUUCACAAUGGCUAAUAUUGGAAUUGACAAUUUCAGAUUCCAUUUGGAGGUAAGUAAUGAUAGAAAACAACAAUAUCUAUCAAUUUGAAUUUAGAAUUAUUUCCAGCUCGCCAAAUUGACCAAUCCAACAUUCUUCAAAAAGGAGGAGACUAUUUGA